CGCUGCAAGAAGUUAGGGAAGGCACAUCCAGUAGAGUUAGAAAGACAUAUAUAUGAGCUACUGCUAUAGCCUACAGUGUUAGUAUACUUAUGCUAGGACUAACUGUUUGGUAAUAUUAACACUUAUAAACCGAAAUUCUAUUCUAUGUCUAUCAAGUGAUAUUUUUUCUUACUUAUUUCACUGUUUCGUCACCUAUAAGAUUGGUUUGUAGUCGAUUACUUUUUUAUUGGCGGCAGAGCCGCGAUAGGCCUAUGCUUGCCUAUGUCAAGUUUAAGUGAUCUUCCUGAUUGCGAGCAACAAAAGACUGAGUACUGUAAUAAUAAACGACGAAGGUCACUAGAAAACAAUCAUCAUAACUCUGAUCGCUUGUCAAAAAAAAUUAAAGGCAACCAAGAAUCAAAUAUGACAGACACAGGAACGUCUAAGAAAAACAAUUUUGCAAACCUUCAAAGCCCAAACGGAGUCAGUAAAAGUGCCUCCCCUUUGGUUGCUAAUAAGCCUGGCUCAGCAAAGAAGCUUGUCAUCAAAAACUUUGAAAAACCAAAAUUGCCUGAGAAUUAUCAACAAGAGACAUGGGGUAAACUGAAAGAAGCUGUUAUUGCAAUUCAGACAUCUCGAUCCAUUCACACUUCCCAGGAAGAGUUGUACCAGGCUGUAGAGAAUCUCUGUUCCCAUAAAAUGGCAUCACAGCUUUAUGAAAAUCUAAAAAAUUUGUGUGAACAGCAUGUGAAGUCUAAUGUUGAUCAAUUUUUAAAAGAUAACAUGAACAAUGCAACUUUUUUGAAAGUUAUGAAUGAUUGCUGGCAAGCUCAUUGUAGACAGAUGAUAAUGAUUCGAAGCAUUUUCUUAUACUUGGAUCGAACUUAUGUUUUACAGAAUGCUUCUGUAGCAUCUAUAUGGGACUUGGGUUUAGAACUAUUUAGAAUACACAUCAUCAGUAACCAGCUUGUCCAGUCAAGGACUGUGGAGGGCCUGUUGGUGCUAAUUGGAGAGGAGAGAUGUGGUGAAACUGUUGACAGAACCUUGCUAAAAAAUCUUUUUAGAAUGCUCUCUGAUCUACAGAUUUAUCAAGAAACAUUUGAAGGUCGUUUCUUGAAGGCUACAGAAGAACUUUAUGCGAGUGAAGGUCAAAGAUUGAUGCAGGAACAAGAAGUUCCUCUUUAUUUGAGACAUGUUGAUAAAAGAUUAAAUGAAGAAUGGGAGAGGCUACUUUAUUAUCUGGACCACUCAACUAAAAAAGCUUUAAUUCAGACUGUAGAAAGACAAUUAUUGGGUGAACACCUUUCUAGUAUUCUUCAAAAAGGUCUAGAUCAGUUGUUAGAAGAAAACCGUAUAAGUGAUCUAAGUUUGAUGUAUAGCCUGUUUUCUCGAGUCAAGGAUGGAUUGCCAGAGCUGUGUUCCUAUUUUAAUCAAUAUAUCAAGAAAAAAGGUCGGGUUAUAGUAACAAAUCCAGAAAAAGACAAAACCAUGGUACAAGAACUUCUAGAUUUCAAAGAUCAACUGGACACUGUGGUCAUUGAUUGUUUUCAUAAGAAUGAGAAAUUUGUUUAUUCUUUAAAAGAAGCUUUUGAGUACUUUAUAAACCAGAGACCUAACAAACCUGCUGAAUUAAUAGCUAAGUUUGUGGAUUCAAAACUUCGUGCAGGAAACAAGGAAGCAACAGAAGAGGAACUAGAAAGGUUAUUGGACAAAAUAAUGGUUUUGUUUCGAUUUAUUCAUGGCAAGGAUGUUUUUGAAGCUUUCUAUAAGAAAGACCUGGCUAAGAGACUUUUAGUGGGAAAGAGUGCUUCUGUUGAUGCUGAAAAGUCCAUGUUGUCAAAACUAAAACAGGAAUGUGGAGCAGCCUUCACUAGCAAGCUGGAAGGAAUGUUCAAAGAUAUGGAACUUUCCAGGGAGUUAAUGUUGAACUUCAAACAGUAUCUUCAGAAUGUCAGUCCUUCAGGAAAUAUUGACAUGACUGUCAAUAUCCUUACAAUGGGUUAUUGGCCAACUUAUCAACCUAUGGAGGUCCACAUGCCUCACGAGAUGGUUCAGUAUCAAGAGAUUUUCAAAAAGUUCUACUUGGGCAAACACAGUGGUCGUAAACUACAGUGGCAGCCAAAUUUGGGGCACUGUGUACUUCGUGCAGAAUUUCCAUCGGGUAACAAAGAAUUGCAGGUUUCUUUGUUUCAAGCUCUGGUAUUGUUAUUAUUCAAUGAUGGUGAUCAGUUUUCUUAUGAAGACAUUAAACAAGCUACUUCCAUUGAGGAUGGAGAAUUACGACGAACUCUACAGUCUUUAGCAUGUGGUAAAGCCAGGGUUGUCCAGAAAAUCCCAAGGGGCCGAGACGUGGAGGACAAAGACAAGUUUGAAUUCAACACUGACUUUACAAAUAGAUACUUUAGGAUAAAAAUCAACCAAAUCCAGAUGAAAGAAACACAAGAAGAACAGUCCACAACACAAGAACGAGUUUUUCAAGAUCGUCAGUAUCAAAUUGAUGCAGCCAUCGUCAGAAUUAUGAAGAUGAGAAAGUCUUUGACUCAUAACUUGCUGAUCACAGAGCUGUAUGACCAGCUGAAAUUCCCCGUUAAACCAGCAGACUUGAAGAAACGAAUUGAAAGCCUAAUUGAUAGAGACUACCUGGAGCGAGACAAAGACAAUCCUAACCAGUAUCAUUAUGUAGCAUAACACCAAGUCCUUAUGCUACUUUGUAACUUUUUCUUAGUGUUGUAGACAGAUGUCCAACAUUGUGUCAUACAUUGCCUGUUUCCAGCCGUUCAAAGUCGAGGACGUUUUCAAACAUCAUGUUUCCCAAAUCCUUUUAAAGGCAUCCAAUUCCCAGGGCUGUGAGCAUGUGGCAAAAUGACUAGAAUCACCAUAGACUGGAAAAAGCACAUUUGUAAAUAUUUCUGUGCCACAUCUUUUCUUCAGAUUUCAGCUUCAAGGUGCAACUUUCUACCUAGUGAUUAUAACAGGCAGCCUUACAAGUACAUGUCUAGUUUAGCCUUUCUCUCUCUCUCUCUCUCUCUGUUUUUUAAAGAUGUUUGCAUUUGUGAUUCACAAAGCUUUUGGUUUAUUGAAGAAAUACUUGAGCUGUUAAGAAAAAAAAAAAGACUGUAGUUUUUUUUUUAAUCUGUUGCUUUCUAGUUCCAAAUGUAUUAAUUUAAUUGGUCAAGAAGAUUCCCAGUGUUGUAAAUUAUUUCUGUAUACGAGAAAAAAUGCAAAAAUGAUUUUAACUGAACUGAGAAUGAAAUGAUUACAUUUUAAUGCAUUUGAAAAAUCUUUUGUUUUGGAACAGUAAUCUUUACUUUGUAAGCGUUGUGUACACGUAGUAUUAAAUAAACAGGUGGACUAUAUAGAAUUUCAUUUCACACUGUGUUCCACUUCACUGGCAUAGCAUAGCUUGUAUGAAGAGAUGUAAGUACUUAAAAUUAAAAUGGCUUUUUGGUUGUUUACAAUUGUG
Messenger RNA from Limulus polyphemus (Atlantic horseshoe crab), 3442 nucleotides. RefSeq names its product cullin-4A-like (gene Cul4). Bases 262 to 2667 code for a protein of 801 amino acids. Gene Ontology annotation, cellular component: Cul4-RING E3 ubiquitin ligase complex. Gene Ontology annotation, biological process: protein ubiquitination; DNA damage response; ubiquitin-dependent protein catabolic process. Gene Ontology annotation, molecular function: ubiquitin protein ligase binding. The record is from RefSeq and is a predicted model, not a curated record. The transcript has 17 exons. Lineage: Eukaryota; Metazoa; Arthropoda; Merostomata; Xiphosura; Limulidae.